This is a messenger RNA of Gossypium raimondii (Peruvian cotton), 1248 nucleotides long. Its product is annotated as ankyrin repeat-containing protein BDA1. Gene Ontology annotation, molecular function: protein binding. Bases 1 to 1248 code for a protein of 415 amino acids. Lineage: Eukaryota; Viridiplantae; Streptophyta; Magnoliopsida; Malvales; Malvaceae. The transcript has 4 exons. The record is from RefSeq and is a predicted model, not a curated record.
AUGGAUGGGAGGAUGAUAGAGGCUGCCCAAACAGGAGAUAUUAACCUCUUGUAUGAGUUGAUUCUGAAUGAUCCAUAUGUUUUACAGCGUAUUGAUGAUGUGCCUUUUUUUCAUACUCCAUUGCAUGUGGCUGCCUCUGCUGGGCAUAUUGAAUUUAUCAUGGAGAUGAUCAACUUAAAGCCCUCGUUUGCAAGAAAGCUAAACCAAGCUGGGUUUAGCCCCUUGCACUUGGCUCUGCAGAAUAACAGAACCCAAGGAGUGCUUCAACUCCUCAAGUUUGACAAUGGCCUUGUUCGUGUCAAAGGGAGGGAGGGUUUCACUCCUCUGCACCAUGUGAUUCAAACUGGAGAUGUUAAUCUUUUGAUAAAAUUCCUCGAGGUUUGUCCCGAGGCCAUAAAAGAUGUGACUGUUCGAAACGAGACGGUUUUCCAUCUUGCAGUAAAAAGCGAUAUGUUUGAAGCUUUCCAAGUCCUGGUGGGGUGGCUUGUAAGAAGCCGCCAUGAGUCUGCCCAACGUUGGGAGAAUGAACUACUGAGUUGGGCAGACAUUGAUGGCAACACUGUGCUACACAUUGCAGCUAUCAGAAACAGACCUCGGGUGGUGAAAGUAUUGCUGGGACACCUGCGUCGAGACCAAAUCAAUGCCAAAAAUUUGGAGGGAUUAACAGCUCUAGAUAUCCAAUCACAAUACCCAUGGAAUGAAAGGCAAGCGGAUAGGAUAAUAGAUAUGCUAAGAAAAGCAGGAGGUUUGAGUGCUUCCUCUCCCUCGCUUCCCAGUACCUCCACUUCAGUCUACAUCAAAUCUUUAAAAGACAAGACGUCAUGGCAUCAAAAAUGGGCAACAAGAGCUGGUCGAGGAAUGAAGCGUAUGCCACAUGAGAUGCGUAACACAUUUCUAGUAGUGACGGUGCUAAUUAUAACAACCACUUUCGAAGCCUCUUUAAACCCUCCAAAUAAGCCUGAUAACAGCUCAUCCAUGAAAUACCAAGUCUCUUUAAGUCAAGAUCAGCCGCCUCUCAAUUACCACACAUUUUGGCACAAAACCGACUUCAAUACUGCACCCAUACCCAGUCCCUCCGCAAUGGACGUUUCCAAAAAAGAUGAUGGGACAUCUGAAUACUCCUUGUUUUGCUUCGCUUGUACGAUUGCAGUUAAUGUUUCAUGUUUCCAGUUGAGUGGAUCCGUCGAAUCUAAAUGCCAAAAGCGUAAUGAAGUUUUGGGGUUUGUAUUAGUGAUGGUGAUGGAGUAG